AAAAACGCACUUUACUUUAUUUAUCUAUUGGUCCUUGCGUUUUUCUGCCAAGAAAAGGAAAAAAUAAAAAAGAAAAGAAAAAGAAAAAGAAAGAAAUAAAGAAAAACCCCAAUCUUCUGAUUCCAUCGGAAACCACCGUGUAGCCUCAAAUCGGGUUCGAUUGGAGCGUUUUUAGGGCUUCGAUGGAGUGAAGUCGACGAGAGUGGCGUGAGUCUGUGGAAGAUCAGGAGAAAAAGACGCAGGUACCGCACCACCAAUGGCAACUGUCGAUAGAGAAUUGGAAGAAGAGCUUCUUGAUGCCGGUAACAAGCUCGUAGAUCCUCCGUCGUCGGUGGAGGAGCUUCUCUCACUGCUAGACCAAGUUGAGAAUUGCCUAUCAAGGGUUGAACAAUCACCUACCAACUCUAUGCAAAAUGCACUCUCUCCAUCAUUGAAAGCAUUGAUUGCAGAUAAACUUUUAAAGCAUUCAGAUGGUAAUGUCAAAGUUGCAGUUGCUUCUUGCAUCAGUGAAAUAACAAGAAUCACUGCGCCUGAUGCUCCUUAUGAGGAUGAUCAAAUGAAGGAAGUCUUUCAAUUAAUAGUGUCUUCAUUUGAAAAUCUACAUGAUAAGUUAAGCCGAUCUUAUAGAAAGAUAACAUCAAUUCUUGAAACUACCGCAAAAGUAAGAUCUUGUGUCGUAAUGCUGGACCUUGAAUGUGAUGCCCUGAUUUUGGAGAUGUUUCAGCAUUUCUUGAAGGCAACAAGAGAGCAUCAUCCCGAAAAUGUUUUUUCAUCCAUGGAAACAAUUAUGGCCCUUGUUCUAGAGGAAAGUGAAGAUAUAUCUUUAGAUCUGCUUUCUCCACUCCUGGCCAGCAUUAAGAAAGACAAUGAGGAAGUUUCUUUGAUUGCCCGAAAAUUGGUAGAGAGGGUACUUGAAAGUUGUGCAACCAAGCUUAAACCCUACUUGAUUCAAGCAGUGAAAAUCUUGAGUAUAUCUUUGGAUGAUUAUAGUGUGGUACUUGCUUCAAUAUGCCAAGAUACAUCUGAUGGCUUGGAGAAAAAUGAUGCAUGGUUUACUAGUGAGCAUGUGGAAGAUAAGAAUAUGUCAAAAAAACAAUCACUGGAGGAGUCAGCACAGGUGGUUGAAAAAGAUUCAAGGGAAGCUACAUCUUCUGAACAAGAUAAUCCUGAUGCAAACAGAUCCCCCAAGUCAGUUAUGAGCAAUGGUGUUGCAUGUGUUGGAGAAGAUUAUGAUUUAGGUGAUUCCAAGUCCACUAAAAAGCAAGAGGAUGUUGAUUGUUCUAAUCAUUCUGAAGGUUUGAAUACAUCUUGUCAUGGGGUGCCCAAUGAUAUGGACACUGAAAAAGUUGACAAUCGUCAACAAAAGCCAGAACAAGACACGAAGAGGCGAGGAAGGAAAUCAAGCUCUUCAACUAAAUCAGCAAAACCUUCUAGGGCUCAUGUUGCUACUAAUGAAAAUGAAGCUGAUAAAAUGAUGGACUCUGAAAGCCACAGCAAGGAAGUUCCCAGUUCUGCUCAUGUGGACUAUUCUGUUGAAGCACCUGGACCUUCAGAGAAUGACAAAGAGAUUGAUGCUAAAAUUUCAUCACAAAAAGCAUGUGACAAUGAAUCUGAAGUUGCUUCUCCUUCACCCGUGGAGAGCCUCCAUGAUGAAAAUCAUGCAAAGAAACAUGGACGAGCAAAAAUUAAAGACGGCCCUUCAAAAGAAGUGGCUGCAGAGAAUGUUUCAAAAAAGGUGUCUGAAGGAGCUAGUGAUUCAGAAGCCAAACCUGCCAGAAAGUCAGUGAAAAGGGCACUUGGUCUGAACUCUGAUGUGAAAAAAACUACUGCAGCAGAUUCAGUAAAGAAAGGAAGUGGAGCUGCAAUUGGUGCCAAUGCUAAGAAGCACUCAGGCAAUAAAUUAGAUGAAAACAAAAAGGGUGGUGGCGGCGGAUCCUCUUCAAGGCAGAUAGAAAACAAGAAAAAAGGGGGGCGAGGGAAGGCAAACUCUGAAACAGAUGUAGCAAAAUCUUCUGCCAUAGAUGUGGACAAGGAAAUGGUGUCUUCUCCAAGGUCUGGUACAAAGUUGACUAAAGAUGAAAAUUCAGAGACUCCCAAGACAAAUGUGAAAAGGAAACGCACUUUAGGAAAAGAAAAUGAGUCUGAUAUGAAAGAGUAUGGGGAAAACCUUGUUGGUUUACGGAUCAAAGUUUGGUGGCCUAAGGAUCGUGAGUUUUACAAAGGUGUCGUUGAUUCUUUUGAUUCUGCCAAAAAGAAGCACAAGGUCUUCUAUGAUGAUGGUGAUAAAGAAGUAUUAAAUCUUGUGAAGGAAAAAUGGAAGUUCAUUAAAGCUGACUUGGAUGCAGAUGAGGAAGAAGGAAGUAACCGUGCAAGUCUUGAUCCUUCCACUGAUAUGCCGCCUAAGAAGAAGGGAAAAACAAGUGCUGGAGAAUCAACCAAGCAAGGAAAGAUGGAUGCUUCUUCCAGAAGUGGUGGAGCAGUAGCAUCCAGUAGGUCAAAGGGUGUCUCCAUGAAGUCUACCCACAAGUCCAAAGAUGGCAACAAAUCCAAAGAUUCUAAGACUACUAGCAAAUCUGAGGAUGAAGCUACUCGAAGAUCUAAGGACGGAACUCCUAAAAGUGGUAACAGUAAAUCUACUGUUGCUGCUAAAAAAGUGAGGGGCAAGUCCAAUACUUCCAAGGCGAGCAAAUCAAAGGAUGAGAUUAGUACUCCAAAACACUCUGCCAAGUCUAAGCAAGUGACUCCAAAAAAUGGAAAAUCCAAGCAAGAAACCCCAAAGACUGCUACUUCCAAGGGAAAACCUCCCAAAAGUGGUGGAAAGUCUGAUAUUAACGGUACUGGCAAGGUGAAAUCUGGUUUAUUGAAAAGAAAAGAUUCCGAGAAUGAGAACUCAGAUGUUUCAGCAAGAGAAGUAGAUAAGGGCAAGACUUCAAGUUCAUUGAAGGCACAAGGAAGUGAGGCCAAGAGUGGAAAGAAGCGUAAGAGAAGCUAGACUUCGGUGUCUAUUAUUGCUGUUUAUUCUUAAACUGCGUGCUUGUCUUCUGCUUAUCAGUGUACUCUUCCUCAGCAUUUUAAUGUCUUUCUCUGGCCCGAGUCAUCAAAUGAAUUUAUCAGGUACUGUUCAUUAAUUGAGGUAAUUAUCUCGUUGUUGCGAGCAUUGUAUUAUCUUAGGUUUAUUAGUUAGGUUAGUUUAGUUGUAGCAUGGGUUAGUAUCUGUAGUUACUUCCAUUGUUUCUAGACUAGAUGGAUGUUAUUUGAAGGCAACACCUGAAAAUAUUUGGCUAGCAACCUUCAUUGCAAGUAUGUUUUUUGCACUCACCGAUGCGAACAGUUGGACUUUCCCUGUUAACUUUUUACGUUGCUGGGUCUUUGAGCCGUGGUUUAUUGGGGACAAUACGUAGCACGUACAGCACACUUGGUGUGGGGAAAGUUAUUAAAGCUGGCCAGCUGGGGGCUCUAAAGUGGAGAAUAUAACCCGUUAUUUGUACGGUUUUUUCAAUCUGCUUUUUCAGGGUUCAAUAUUAGCCACUAUACGCUAUAUUACUUUCCUGAUAACCUCUAGUCUUUGUAGAUUGUUAAUGUUUUCCAACAUCACAGAGAUUGGAUAUGAUUAUCGAUAACACCCUAAGGUGGAAACGUUCUAAUAUACCUGGAGUUAAAAUAUCCUUUGAGACGUUAAGUUUGAUUGCAUUUCUACGCAUUAUGAGAAAACAACUGUCU
This is a messenger RNA of Abrus precatorius (Indian licorice), 3720 nucleotides long. RefSeq names its product serine/threonine-protein kinase PRP4 homolog. The transcript has 14 exons. Gene Ontology annotation, cellular component: nucleus; chromatin. The record is from RefSeq and is a predicted model, not a curated record. Gene Ontology annotation, biological process: DNA repair; mitotic sister chromatid cohesion. Bases 257 to 2992 code for a protein of 911 amino acids. NCBI's taxonomy places the organism in Eukaryota, Viridiplantae, Streptophyta, Magnoliopsida, Fabales, Fabaceae.